GUUCAGUCAUCGUCAUGAUGGUAGAGUGGGAGAAACGUCUAAUUUAUUGAAGCCGCCUGGAUUGGGGAGAAUUCCACACCGUCAACGACGGAGUAUCCAGACCGACAGUAUCAACCAACGCCAUGACUUCCACCAUGACAUCUACAACCAUGAAAUUAUGCUUUGUAACGGUGGGUGCGACAGCUUCGUUCCAUCUUCUUCUCGAGGCCGUUCUGGAUGAGUCUUUUCUGGAGGCCUUGCAGAAAUUAGACUACACCCACCUCCUCGUCCAAUACGGCAAAGACAGCCGGGCUCUCUUUGAGGAACUCCGCGGGAAACACCGCUCAGGGAAGCAUGGAAUCAAGAUCGAGGGAUUCGAUUUCAACACCGCUGGUCUGGACAGCGAAAUGCGCAUGGCUCAGGCAAAUCCAUCGGAUGAGAGAGCUGGAGGCGUGAUCAUCAGUCAUGCAGGAUCGGGAAGCAUCUUGGGUGCUCUCCGGUUGGGCGUUCCGCUCAUCGUCGUUCCCAACCCGACCCUCCAGGACAACCACCAGGAGGAACUGGCGCAGCAGCUCCAGAAGCAAGGCUAUGUCGUUUCCAGCAGUGUCAAGGAAAUGGCCGCUGCGCUUCCCCGAGUGGAGAAGCUGCGCGCGAAUAUGUUAACUUGGCCGCCUGUGUCUGGCGUGGGAAAGAAAAAACGUCCGCCCCUGGAGCAGGUGAUGUCCGACGAGAUGGGCUUUUUGGAUUGACCUGAAGCGGUCUAUUUGGAAGUGAUCUUCCUGGCUCGACCACUCGAUAUGAGAUGACAAUUUGCGCGUUGGUUAACAUGGGCUGGCUUCUUGCAACAAUGACAUUCGAUAGUUAUAUAUGUUUUGUCUUGGGGAUUGGCGUUGGGGAAGGGUCUUUGCUUGGUACCAUUGGAUAUGAGUUAUGACAUGGCUGCAUGAUGGACUGUAAAUGAAUAAUUUUCUCAGAGCAAAACCUUCA
Messenger RNA from Aspergillus campestris IBT 28561, 966 nucleotides. It is a transcript of the gene alg13, whose product is annotated as N-acetylglucosaminyldiphosphodolichol N-acetylglucosaminyltransferase catalytic subunit ALG13. NCBI's taxonomy places the organism in Eukaryota, Fungi, Ascomycota, Eurotiomycetes, Eurotiales, Aspergillaceae. Gene Ontology annotation, cellular component: extrinsic component of endoplasmic reticulum membrane; UDP-N-acetylglucosamine transferase complex. The record is from RefSeq and is a predicted model, not a curated record. Gene Ontology annotation, molecular function: hexosyltransferase activity. Gene Ontology annotation, biological process: dolichol-linked oligosaccharide biosynthetic process. The transcript is spliced from 3 exons. The coding region runs from base 135 to 728 and encodes 197 amino acids.